Messenger RNA from Seminavis robusta, 315 nucleotides. The record is from the annotation of a GenBank genome assembly. Lineage: Eukaryota; Bacillariophyta; Bacillariophyceae; Naviculales; Naviculaceae.
AUGACGAUUGCAUCAUUAUUAGUAUGGUCAAAAACACACGAUGUGGGGCGAAAAGUUCUAGUGGAUAUGUUCUCCCUUAGCGCCCCCAAGAGUGUUCAAGAUUUCAUCGAUACGAAAGCAAAGGAAAGUGGAUAUAAAGUGGGUCUAUGUGGCCACGGCGUAACCAUCAAUUCGUCGUCUUCAGGACGUGGCGUUGAUCUCUACCUUCUUUUGUCUUGGAUGGAAGAGGGGUUCGGUCCGAUUGUCAACCUUGCAGCAGAUCAAGGAAACUCUGAAUACAUUUUCCGCAGCAACGGAGCUCUUUACCAUUUCUGA